AUGUUCCAUGAAAACGGGAAUGGGGAAAUGGGUUUAUCUGGAAUUCCCUUGGGAACAAAGAACAGGUACUUGAGGAUGAAUUCCCAGGUUCCUGAUGAUAACGAUGAUGCUUUGCACCAACAACAACAAUUGGAAGAUAAGAGGAACACUACUAGGAAAUAUGUUAUCGCAUGUGCCAUCUUUGCUUCUCUCAACAAUGUUCUUCUAGGUUACGAUGUAGGUGUGAUGAGUGGUGCAGUUAUAUUUAUAAAAGAAGAUCUAAAGAUAACUGAGGUACAGGUGGAAUUUUUGAUUGGUAUUCUUAGCUUUGUUUCUCUAUUGGGUAGUUUGGGUGGUGGAAGAACAUCAGAUAUUAUUGGUAGAAAAUGGACAAUGGCUUUGGCUGCGGUUGUCUUCCAAAUAGGUGGAAUUACAAUGACUUUAGCUCCUUCCUAUCAAGUACUCAUGAUUGGAAGAUUAUUUGCUGGAAUUGGAAUUGGCUUUGGAGUUAUGAUCUCACCUAUAUAUAUUGCUGAGAUAUCGCCAAAUCUCACUAGAGGCUCUCUUACUGCUUUUCCAGAGAUUUUUAUUAAUGUAGGAAUUAUGCUUGGUUAUGUAUCCAAUUAUGCGUUUUCUGGUCUUUCCGUACAUAUAAGUUGGAGAGUAAUGCUCGCGGUUGGAAUUUUGCCUUCGGUGUUUAUUGGCUUUGCUCUUUUCAUUAUUCCCGAGUCACCGAGGUGGUUGGUAAUGCAGAACCGAAUUGAAGAAGCAAGAUCGGUGUUGUUGAAAACGAACGAAGACGAGAAAGAAGUGGAAGAGAGGCUAGCAGAGAUACAACAGGCUGCUGGUUUUGCCAAUUCUGGUAAAUAUGAGAACAAACCUGUUUGGCGUGAAUUGAUGUUUCCUCCUCCCGCGCUUCGCUGGAUGCUGAUUACAGGUCUUGGAAUUCAGUGUUUUCAACAGAUAUCAGGAAUUGAUGCAACUGUCUAUUACAGUCCAGAAAUUUUCCAAGCAACUGGGAUUGAAGAUAAAAAAAAACUUCUAGCUGCUACGGUUGCUGUAGGUAUAUCAAAGACUGUUUUUAUUUUGGUGGCCAUUGUUCUGAUUGAUAAAGUUGGUAGAAAACCUCUUCUCAUUACAAGCACAAUUGGGAUGACAGUUUGUUUGUUCUGUAUGGGAGCUACUCUUUCAUUUUUUGAAAAAGGGCCGUUAGUGAUUGGAUUGGGUAUUCUUUUUGUUUGCGGAAAUGUUGCAUUCUUUUCAAUUGGACUUGGCCCUGUGUGCUGGGUUUUGACAUCUGAAAUCUUCCCUUUACGUGUGCGUGCUCAAGCAUCCGCACUUGGAGCUGUGGCUAAUAGGGUCUGCAGUGGACUUGUUGCCAUGUCUUUCCUAUCUGUAUCUGGAAAAAUUUCUUUUGCUGGAACGUUCUUUCUGUUUUCCGCUAUUUCUUCCCUUGCCAUUGUUUUUGUUUUCACAAUAGUACCUGAAACCAAAGGGAAGUCUUUGGAACAGAUAGAGAUGAUGUUUCAAAAUGAACACGAGAGUCAAGUAAAAGAAAUGGAGCUAGGUGAUGUUGAACAACUUGUGCAGAACAAAACUGGUUUAACAAAUUAG
This is a messenger RNA of Vicia faba (fava bean), 1593 nucleotides long. Lineage: Eukaryota; Viridiplantae; Streptophyta; Magnoliopsida; Fabales; Fabaceae. The record is from the annotation of a GenBank genome assembly.